AUGUCCGAAAUUAAAGUGCUGACUAAUGGCAGGACUAUGCCUUCUAUCGGUUUUGGACUCUAUCAAUUAGCAAGGGAGCGUACACAAGAGGUAUCAACGAAAGCUAUCGAAAAAGGCUGGAGACAUUUCGAUUGCGCUAGAGUCUAUAGAAAUGAGAGAGAACUCGGUGAAACAUUAGCUGCACUUCCUAAUCACGUAUCGCGUGAAGAACUAUUCAUAACGACCAAGCUAGACAAAGCUGGUACUUCUACACAUGCUUGUAAGGAUGUUAGGAAGAGUAUACGGUACUUAAAAUCAGACUACCUCGAUCUGAUGUUAAUACAUUCUGCUACACCAGGUAGAACAAAUCGUAUCGAUGCUUGGAAGAGUUUAUGCGAAGCUUAUGACGCUGGACUUUGUAAAAGUAUUGGUGUAUCAAACUAUGGUGUAAAGCAUCUUGAAGAAUUGAAGACAAUAGAAGGUGUCUCUGUCAAUGUUCCACAUGUGAAUCAAAUACAAUUACAUCCUUGGUUACAAAACAGACCAAUCGUUGAUUACUGUAGAGAGCAUGGAAUUGUAAUACAGGCGUUUUCACCAUUAGCAAGAGCAUCACGUUGGUCUGAUGAUACAAUACAGAGAAUAUCCCAGAAACAUUCGGUAACACCAGCUCAAAUUCUGAUAAAAUGGUCGCUUCAACAUGGGUUUGUUCCGUUGAUAAAGACUGAAAAUGAGUCACGGUUAAGCGAAAACCUCUUACUUGACACUGAUUUCUAUCUGGAUGCGCAAGAUAUGAUUGAUAUAGAUGGAUUAGAUACGCCAGAUGGGGCCUGUACCUGGAACCCAGUUGAAUGUGAUUAA
Messenger RNA from Wallemia mellicola CBS 633.66, 837 nucleotides. RefSeq names its product 2,5-diketo-D-gluconic acid reductase A. Lineage: Eukaryota; Fungi; Basidiomycota; Wallemiomycetes; Wallemiales; Wallemiaceae. The coding region runs from base 1 to 837 and encodes 278 amino acids. The record is from RefSeq and is a predicted model, not a curated record. Gene Ontology annotation, molecular function: oxidoreductase activity. The transcript is spliced from 3 exons.